UCAACUCACUGUCGAGUUUCGGGACGACGCCAAGCCCACCUUCGCUGCGUUGGUGGCGACGGUGCUUUCUUUUCCGGCGUUCCCUUUGAUCGCCUCCAUGCUAUCGAUCGAGGAGUCCAAAAACCUCUUCUCCUUGCUCGAUUCGGAGUCGAAGCCCUUCGAUGAGAUUGUCGCCGAUUACCGAUCGCAGUUCCCGCGGGAAGCCCGGUUUAGGGUUUGCUUUUCCCUUGCUAUCCUCCUCGAGGACAAGGUUUUGUUGAAGCUCUCCCAACGUUUGGUUGCUUACCUUAUACUUCAUCAGACUUAUUCCUCUAAUUCACCAUCAUCAAAUCCAUUUAUUUCGUUCCUUGUAAAUGCAGCAAGUGACGAUACCUCAGAGAAAAUGGAGAUGGCAUUUAUUCAACUUUCGAUGGGAUCUCUAGGUGGAAGCAAUAACAAAGAGGUUAUGAAGCUGUCAGCUGUUGAUUACAUCAAAGGAUUUGACUCAUCAUCCUAUGUUCUGUUGCAAUGCGAACAGCUGCAGAAGCUAUUUUCUGAUAGUGUACAGUCCAAAUCAUAUGAAAACAUUUUUCAAGCUGCAUCUGUUAAAAAUAUUAUCCCAGAUCCGGAUAUACCUAUUGGCAUUGAUUCUACUCCAUCUGAGCCAAAGCUUCCAGUGACAGGAACAAAACCAAGAAUUGGUUCUGAUGAUAGAGACAAUGCUAUAUUAGGUUUAAUGCAAAACUUGUCUGUUGAAGGAUUGGGUCCUCAGUGGAUAAGACCUGCACCACCAAUGCUUCCAGUGUUAGAUGGAGAAUUUAUAUGGCUCAAUCCUGAUAAUGAUCACGAGCUUUUGUGGGACUAUGGCAUGUGUGCUGACACCAGUCGAGGGUCUGCAGUGAGAGAUUUGAUUGCAAAAGCAUUGAAAGGCCCACUUGCACCUGCCCAACAAGAGCAAGUAGUGUUAGAACUUGCCAAGGAUGCAAAACUCGUUUAUCAUUGUGGACUCACUCCUUUGAAGUUGCCGGAUCUUGUUGAGCACAACCCACUUAUUGCUGUUGAAGUUCUUUCGAAGUUGAUGAAUUCUCCUGAAAUUUCAGAGUAUUUCACUGUUCUUGUCAAUAUGGAAAUGAGUCUACAUUCAAUGGAAGUGGUUAACAGGCUCACAACUGCGGUUAAUCUCCCAACUGAGUUUGUACACAUGUACAUCACUAACUGUAUAUCAUCAUGUGAAAACAUAAAGGACAAGUACGUGCAGAACAGACUAGUGAGAUUGGUCUGUGUCUUUCUGCAAAGUCUUAUCAGAAACAAGAUAAUCAACGUCCGUGAUCUCUUCAUCGAAGUCCAGGCUUUCUGCAUUGAGUUCUCACGCAUCAGGGAAGCUGCUGGCUUGUUCAGACUGCUCAAGACUUUGGAAUGAUGAAAGGGAGAACACACAAAUUCAAACUGCUGCCUUCUACUCAUUCUGUACAUCCUGCCUAUCAGAUUCUUACUGAGAUUUCCAUUCAUGGAUCUCAGGGAACAUUGUGCACCAUGCUGCAUCUCUACAAGUUCGUUGAGAUUUGAGAAUAAAAUUCAAGUAUUCAAGUGAUUUCAUCUGCACAUGCACCAAGUUUGGGGAAAGAAUUGUAUUUGUUGUAGUUGACAUCGUGUAUUUAGUUUACACCGAUUAAUUUUAGGAGUGACCGAUCUAAUUCUAUAGAAGUUUUUCAUCGGUUAUUAGUAUAAAUUGGGAAGCGUUCACAGUGGAUGAUCUAUUAGCAUUUUUCUCGUCAUUGGUUCUA
Zingiber officinale is the source of this 1763-nucleotide messenger RNA. Its product is annotated as CCR4-NOT transcription complex subunit 11-like. The coding region runs from base 98 to 1399 and encodes 433 amino acids. Gene Ontology annotation, cellular component: CCR4-NOT complex. The record is from RefSeq and is a predicted model, not a curated record. Gene Ontology annotation, biological process: mRNA catabolic process; negative regulation of translation. The transcript is spliced from 12 exons. Lineage: Eukaryota; Viridiplantae; Streptophyta; Magnoliopsida; Zingiberales; Zingiberaceae.